ACCAUUUCCACUUAUAACAACAUGGCUGCUGAAGAUCUGCCGUCUGAAUUUGACAUCGUCAUUCUGGGCACAGGUCUUGCAGAGUCGGUGGUGGCAGCCGCCUGUUCUAGAGUCGGGCAGAGAGUUUUUCACCUUGAUCGGAGGAGUUAUUACGCAGCCAAUUGGGCUAGCUUCACCUUCAACGGUCUGCUGACCUGGAUACAGGAGCACCAUGAGAAAUCUCUGCCGGAGGACAUCCAGGACUUUUCACAUUUGUUGGAAGAUGGGGAGGAGCUAAUAUAUCUGUCUACUUCAGACUCCACCUCCAUCACUAACCUGCAGGUGUUCUGUUACACCAGUGAGGAGGAUGAGGAGGCUCAGAGUGGUGAUGCUCCAAACACCACUGAAGAAGAGAAGGCAGCUGAUGAACUUGCUGUUAAAGCGUCAUCAGAGACAGAAUCUGCAGAUUCAAAAGAAGCGGAAGCAGCAGAUGGAGAAGAAGAGGAGCAGAUGCAGGGGGAGGAGCCAGAGGCAGAGCAGCCACACCCCUCUGCUGGUUCAAGUCAGUCAACGGAGAGCAGGAAGAAGAUCAGCUAUGCUCAGCUGGUGAAGGAAGGACGCAGAUUCAACAUUGAUCUGGUCUCCAAGCUUAUGUUCUCUCGCGGCUCAUUGGUCGAUCUGCUCAUCAAAUCAAACGUCAGUCGCUAUGCAGAGUUCAAGAAUGUCAGCAGGAUACUCACCUAUCGCCAUGGCAAUGUGGAACAGGUUCCCUGCAGUAGAGCAGAUGUCUUUGCGAGUCGUCAACUGUCGGUGAUUGAAAAGAGGAAGUUGAUGCGUUUUCUGACUUCCUGUAUGGAGGAGACGGAGGAACAGAAAGCCUACAAUAGUCGGCCAUAUUUGGAGUUCCUCCGCAACCAGCAGCUCGGAGACAACCUACAGCACUUCCUGCUACAUUCUAUCGCCAUGGUAACAGAUGACACGCCAACAGAGGAGGGGCUGGCCUCUUCGCGUCACUUCCUGCGCUGUCUGGGUCGCUAUGGCAACACUCCCUUCCUGUUUCCUGUGUACGGCCUGGGGGAGAUCCCCCAGUGUUUCUGCAGGAUGUGUGCCGUGUUUGGAGGGAUCUACUGUCUGAGACACUCUGUCCACUGUCUCAUCGUGGACAAGGAUGCCAACAGGUGUAAGGCGGUGAUUGACAGCCGGCGACAGCGAAUCAGCUGUAGCCAUUUUGUGGUGGAGGAGGGCUAUGUGGCCGGAGAUGGAAAGACAGAGGCCACGCCCCCCAGGUCUCUCAGCAGAGCCAUCCUGAUAACGGAUUCCUCUGUUCUUCCUAGUGACUCAGAUCAGCAGGUUUCCAUGGUGACCGUUCCUCCAGAGGAGGCAGGAUGCCCAGCAGUGAAGAUAGUGGAGCUGUGUUCUUCCACGAUGACCUGCAUCCCUGGAACAUACUUAGUCCACCUCACCUGUCAGUCAGUUGGCUCCGCCUACGAGGACCUGUCACCAUUGGUAACCAGGAUGUUCAGCACACCGGAGUCACGUGACCAAGACCACCGCCCGUCUGUCCUCUGGUGUCUCUACUUCAACAUGGCCGACGGCUCGGCAUUGCAGAUGGAAGGUCGCCGCCUCCCGUCCAACGUACAUGUCUGCUCUGGUCCAGAUGGAGGUCUGGGACACGAGCACGCCAUCCAACAGGCCAAGUCCAUCUUCCAGAAGAUUCUCCCUGAGGAGGAUUUCUGUCCUCCAGCUCCCAAUCCUGAAGACAUCAUCUAUGAUGGUGAGAACACCUCCGCUUCAGUGGGAGAGGAAGACCAGGAGGAGCAGAACCAGGAUCUCCAGAGGGACCAGGAUCUCCAGAGGGAGGACCUCCAGAGGGAGGGGUGGCCGUUCAUGGAAGAUCACGGGCUGGAGACACCGGAAGAAUCCUGAGUUCUCAGAGUCCGAUGGAAGCAGAGAGAUGAGCAUCAUCGUCAUGAAAUGAUAUCAGUACAAAGAUUUAUGACACAGUAACACAGAUGCAGAUCAUUUGAUCAGCUCAACACUGGCCGAUUGUCAGCUGAUCACACAAUUAUCUCCAGAUCACAACUUUAACUGAGAGUUUAUUCAACUUUUAUCACAUUUUAUGAUCAUCUGACUAAGCAAACUGUGGUCAGAGCAUUUGGGAGUUUAUUGAUCAGCAGGUUGAGGAAAUCAGUUUCAAUACAUUAGAAAUUUAAUGGAAAAACUGGCUAAAUAAAAAAGUUCUGGAGCUCCUGAGCUGGAUCCAAAAAACUGGAUCUGAGACAGGGUUCUAGUUGUGAUCAGAAGAUAACUGGUCCAAAAGCCGAGAGGUUACCAAGGCAACCCACUGACUCAACAUAACAUAUAUGACAGAAAAAUCUUUACUUCAUCUGCAAGUGGAAACCUUAUAUCUCCAGGUGAGUCACAUGAUCACCUAACUGAUCAAUGAUUCCAGAGUUCUGAUAA
Melanotaenia boesemani (Boeseman's rainbowfish) is the source of this 2442-nucleotide messenger RNA. It is a transcript of the gene chm, whose product is annotated as CHM Rab escort protein. The transcript has 19 exons. Gene Ontology annotation, molecular function: GDP-dissociation inhibitor activity. Gene Ontology annotation, cellular component: cytosol; Rab-protein geranylgeranyltransferase complex; cytoplasm. The record is from RefSeq and is a predicted model, not a curated record. Lineage: Eukaryota; Metazoa; Chordata; Actinopteri; Atheriniformes; Melanotaeniidae. The coding region runs from base 22 to 1905 and encodes 627 amino acids. Gene Ontology annotation, biological process: vesicle-mediated transport; small GTPase-mediated signal transduction; intracellular protein transport.